AGUUUCAGUUUUACAGUCGACUUCGCAAUGUCGCAAAAAUUCUUCAAGACAAGGGGAAGGAUGGAGGAAACUCACUUUGCCCGAGAGAAAGACAAGUAUGCGUACAAGUCAAUUCGAGAUGCUCUCAAGGAAUCCGGUCAGCUGGACGCGGCGAGGCAGAGACUCGAAGAGGCACUGAAGAGAGAGGCCAACGGUGUUGACAUCCUUGCUGAAGUCAGCGCGGCACGAGCCAUGGCGAAGUUCAACGUGGAAGACCUUCCGCCUGUGACCAUCCACCCCCGUAUCAAGCAGGAGGCCCAAGGUCCUUCGGUCCUGCAAGAGAUAGAAAACUUCAUGAAGAACGUGAAGCUCCCCAAACCACAAACGCAUGCAGAAUUUGAGGUUGCCCAAGACGGUUUGCACGCCAUCACGAGAGGCCGUUACGCUUAUCUCAACGACUUCAUGAAGUCGAUGGAGGUGCAGCCAGAAGAAAGACGCCCGAUGACCAAGAGAGAGAUGUUCCGCGCACAGAAGUUCUACGAAUCUGCGAAUCGAAAUGCGAAAGCGAUAGGAGGUGCCUUCAUUGCUGGUUCUGCUCUUUGCUUGAUUGGAGGUGGUGUGGCGUGGUAUGCCACCAAGAGAUACUAUAACGUGAAAGACAGCAAGGAGUAUGCGCAGAAAAUGAGAGAGUUGACGCCAGAAACGACGAAGCAGCUUCAAGAUGGAUCGUUCGGGAACAUGAUCCGAGGGACCAACGAUACGAUUCGAACUUGGGUGUCGAAGAAUUGAUAAUCUGCUAGCGUCUAAACCCUUAAACAUCCAACUCGUCUAUUCUGGUGGAGGUAGUAGUUAGCACAGGAUUUGUUUGUGAGUGUCGAAACUCUACGGAAGUCUGAAGUAUUCAUGGCAACAAUCGAAAGCUUUGAAGUAAAGACAGUUUUAUUGC
Guillardia theta CCMP2712 is the source of this 925-nucleotide messenger RNA. RefSeq lists its product as hypothetical. Bases 28 to 768 code for a protein of 246 amino acids. The transcript is spliced from 8 exons. Lineage: Eukaryota; Cryptophyceae; Pyrenomonadales; Geminigeraceae. The record is from RefSeq and is a predicted model, not a curated record.